CUGUAGCACCACCGGCUGCCAAAGACCUCGCGGAUUCUUCGCCUUUCUAAUUCCGUGGUGGCCGCGAACACGUCUCUCACCAGUGGACGGUCAGUCGAAAAUUGACCAUUAUUUGCGGAUGUGCGACAAUGUGCUGUUGACGAAGUGUUCGUUGCCGCCGUUACACUGCAGUUCGUCUAGGUCCAAGGGAUUUUAUUAUUGUUGUGUUGUUGUCGUCCCGAGUCGAGCGUGUUAAAAGAAAUGCGGGCAGUAUUACUACUUCUAUAUCUUACCACCACCCAGGCGCUACCUCAGGGGGCACCGACGUCUGUUUGUCGGUCUAUGCUCCCUAAUCAUGGAGGAGGAAUACCACCACAAACAGGUAUUGCACCUUACUCAAUAAUACCAAGGCGACAAAACGGCAUAGUUUUGGUGACAAUCAAUUCGGGCGUGGGAAUUCCAUUCCAAGGAUUCCUGUUACAAGCCAGAACGCUUAGUGGAGACAUUCUUGGUGAAUUCGACGUAUCGAGCACCGAAGAUGGACAUUCAAUUGACUGUGCAUCUACCGGCGAUUCGUUGACUCACAAAAAUCCCAAUAACAAAGCAAAUUUGGAUGUUAUGUGGAUGCCACCAUCUGGAUUCGAGGGACCGGUAAUAUUUAAUGCUACGAUUGCCCAAGGUUACGACACGUUUUGGGUGGGCGUCGAAUCUCCACAAAUUGAAAUUUCAAAACGUAGUGUGGACGACCCCUUGCCAAGCACACCAAAACGAAUCGCCACUACCACCCCACCAUUCUUUAGCCCUCCAGAAACUAAGGAAGCCUCCACCGACUUCGAUCCUUUCUACGAUGGCUGCACCGUCUCCAAAUUGUGCUUCGGAGCUCCCGCUAAUUGUGUGAACUCGAAAAAUUGCAAAGCCGCCGUCGCCAUUACGGUUCUGGGGGAUAAAUACGAUUUUGAAUUGAAGGCCCACAGUAAUGCGGCGUGGGUUGGUGUAGGACUGUCAGAUGAUGAAAAGAUGGGUGAUGACUCGGUUAUUGAGUGUGUAAAAAAGAAUAAUGGAGUUUCGGCAUACAUGUCUUGGACAACGGCUCCAAAUUAUGGUGCUCAACGUUUAACCAAUCCUCAGUUGGGAAUUCAACUUUUGAAUGGCAGUGUUUCUGAUGAUACAAUCUACUGUAAAGUACGAAGAGAUGCCGUGACAAACGUAAGGGGCAAAGUAUUUGAUUUAACUAAAAACCAAUAUAAUCUUUUGAUUGCUGCUGGUGCUAGCGUUACACCUAACUCAGUUACUUACCACGGGGUAGCUUAUUUAGCUAGUGGAGAAAAGCAAUCAUUAUCGGAUGUGUCGGCCUUGGCAGCAGCUUCGAAACUGUUAGUUAGACUUCACGGAUCAUUUAUGAUUGCAGCAUGGAUCGGAACAGCUUCAGUUGGUAUCUUGUUGGCUAGAUACUACAGACAGACGUGGGUUGGAACCUCACUCUGUGGAAAAGAUCUUUGGUUCGCUUGGCAUAGAAUGUUUAUGUGCUUGACCUGGGCCUUAACCGUAACAGGAUUCGUUUUAAUCUUCGUAGAAUUGAGGGCUUGGUCCGGCGAACAAAAUCCCCAUGCGAUUUUAGGAACAAUUACUACCAUAUUGUGUUUCCUGCAACCUAUUGGAGCUUAUUUCAGACCACAUCCUGGUACUUCCAAACGACCAAUCUUUAACUGGGUGCAUUGGUUUAUUGGCAACGCUGCCCAUAUUAUAGGAAUUGUGACAAUAUUCUUCGCGGUAAAAUUAAACAAAGCUGAACUUCCGGAAUUCAUGGAUUGGAUUCUUGUUGCUUAUGUAGCUUUCCACGUGAUAUCACAUUUGGUUUUAUCUGUUAUGGGAUGUUUGUCUGAAAAAUCUUCCGAAAGAAGAGUAACGUCCUUCCCAAUGAAAGAUUUAGGAGGGUCUGGAAGAAGUUCCGCAUAUGCUGAUCGUAGUGCUGAUGCACCUUACACCGGUUUCAGGAAAGCAUUGUUGGCUAUUUAUAUUGUAAUAGUGUUGGCACUGGUUGUUGCUUUAAUAGUGAUAACAGCAUUGGCACCAAUAGAGGAGACCUGGGAAACAGUCAAAUCGUCUGUUAUGAGUGGAAGCAGCUAAUAGUUAUGUUCUAAGAUUACCAAAUAACAUUCUAUUAUUGAAUUGACUGAUUCAUUUCAGUUUACUUUGUACUUUUUGACAAAUGAUACAUUUAUCAAGAUAAAAAUAAUGAUACCUUGAUGUUCACCUACAUAUGGUGUAAUUGAUAAUAAAAAUUUAUAAAAUAUAUAGCAAAGUAAACUUAACAGACACGAAAGGGUAAAUAUUUUAUACAGAUCAGUAUUUCAAACCUGACAUUCUUUGUAAUUUAUUUCACAUACAUGUAGUUUAUUCUAUUUAAUAUUUUACCAUAAUUUUAUAGUAAGUUUUAUAGAUUAUUAUUAAAUAUUGUUGUAAAUAAAUUUAUUUUUAAGUUAAAA
This is a messenger RNA of Aethina tumida (small hive beetle), 2465 nucleotides long. RefSeq names its product putative ferric-chelate reductase 1 homolog. The record is from RefSeq and is a predicted model, not a curated record. NCBI's taxonomy places the organism in Eukaryota, Metazoa, Arthropoda, Insecta, Coleoptera, Nitidulidae. The transcript has 10 exons. Bases 241 to 2106 code for a protein of 621 amino acids. Gene Ontology annotation, molecular function: oxidoreductase activity, acting on metal ions.